This is a messenger RNA of Pseudoliparis swirei, 614 nucleotides long. Its product is annotated as glutamic acid-rich protein-like. NCBI's taxonomy places the organism in Eukaryota, Metazoa, Chordata, Actinopteri, Perciformes, Liparidae. The annotation marks the transcript as partial. The record is from RefSeq and is a predicted model, not a curated record. The transcript is spliced from 2 exons.
AUGCACUACAUCCAACUGCGCAUGCGUCGUUCAAAGAUGGAGUCCGACGAGCCUCCGGUGUCGGUCUCCGUGUCUCCGGGAGAAAAGAUGAGGCUGUUGGUGAAGCAGCGAGUCCACGCGGCCGUUGAAGAGUCUUCUGGGCUGUUGGACACAUUGACAGCAGCUUAUGAGGACACCGUGUCUCCGCUCAGAGAACACGAGCGACACGCAUCAGAUGCCCAGCAGCUGUUGGUGGUUAAAGAAGAGGUUCUUUCUGAGCAGCAGGUCUGGAGCUCCAGUCUGGACCAGGUGCAUCCAGAGCCCCCACUAGUUAAAGAGGAACAGGAGGACCAGGAGAACCCUGAGCCCCCCCACAUUAAAGAGGAACAGGAGGACCAGGAGAACCCUGAGCCCCCCCACAUUAAAGAGGAACAGGAGGACCAAGAGAACCCUGAGCCUCCCCAUAUUAAAGAGGAACAGGAGUACCAGGAGAACCCAGAGCCCCCCCACAUUAAAGAGGACCAGGAGGACCAAGAUAACUCAGUGCCCCCCCACAUUAAAGAGGACCAGGAGGACCCAGAGAACUCAGUGCCCCCCCACAUUAAAGAGGACCAGGAGGACCAAGAGAACCCUGA